This is a messenger RNA of Echinops telfairi (small Madagascar hedgehog), 3884 nucleotides long. RefSeq names its product histidine ammonia-lyase (gene HAL). The transcript has 21 exons. Gene Ontology annotation, cellular component: cytoplasm. The record is from RefSeq and is a predicted model, not a curated record. Gene Ontology annotation, molecular function: histidine ammonia-lyase activity. NCBI's taxonomy places the organism in Eukaryota, Metazoa, Chordata, Mammalia, Afrosoricida, Tenrecidae. Gene Ontology annotation, biological process: L-histidine catabolic process. The coding region runs from base 269 to 2242 and encodes 657 amino acids.
CCUGAUGAGAGCGGGACAAGGGAAGGAACAGCCCAGAGACCCCAGACUUUUCUGCAAGCAAGAACCGAGAUCACAGGAAUGAAGGCGAGGGAGGGGUGUGAUCUGAAAGUCCAUCUUGGUCUUCCUGCCUGACCACACCCUGGCAGUCGCUGCUGGAUAAAACUCCCCCAGCCAGUCGGCUGUCACUGCCAGAGGAGCAGUCACAGAGCAGCCGGGUGGAGGCAACUCACCGGGCUACAGAAGUUGUGUUGGUCGCAGUGGUGGGACCAUGCCCAGGUAUACGGUACAUGUGCGUGGGGAGUGGCUGGCUGUCCCCUGUCGGGAUGCUCAGCUCACCGUGGGCUGGCUGGGCCGGGAGGCCAUACGGCGCUACGUCAAGAACAAGCCUGAUAAUGGCGGCUUCGACUCGGUGGACUCCGUGAACUUCCUCGUACGCAGGUGCAAGGGCCUGGGCCUGCUAGACCCCGAGGACACCCUGGAGUUGGCCCUGGAAGACAAUGAGUUCAUAGAAGUGGUCAUCGAAGGGGAUGCCAUGUCUCCAGACUUCAUUCCAUCUCAACCCGAAGGGGUUUACCUAUACAGCAAAUACAGGGAACCUGCAAAGUACAUCGACAUAGACGGGGACAAUCUGACCCCAGAGGACCUGGUCAACUUGGGAAAGGGCCGCUACAAGAUAAAGCUCACCCCGACUGCUGAGAAGAAGGUGCAGAAAUCCAGGGAGGUCAUCGAUAGCAUCAUCAAAGAAAAGACGGUUGUUUAUGGCAUCACUACAGGCUUUGGGAAAUUUGCCAGAACUGUCAUUCCUAUCAAUAAGCUAGAGGAGCUCCAGUUCAACUUAGUGCGUUCACAUUCCUCAGGUGUUGGAAAACCACUCACCCCUGAGCGAUGUCGGAUGCUCUUGGCCUUAAGGAUUAAUGUCUUAGCCAAAGGAUACAGCGGCAUUUCCCUAGAGACCCUCCGACAAGUUAUCGAAGCAUUUAAUGCCUCCUGCCUGCCCUAUGUUCCGGAGAAAGGAACGGUUGGCGCCAGUGGAGACCUGGCGCCCCUCUCUCAUCUGGCCCUUGGGCUCAUCGGAGAAGGGAAGAUGUGGUCUCCCAAGAGUGGCUGGGCCGAUGCUAAAUAUGUCCUGCAAGCCCAUGGGUUAAAACCAGUUGUUUUGAAACCAAAAGAGGGUCUGGCACUCAUCAAUGGGACACAGAUGAUCACCUCCCUGGGCUGUGAAGCUGUGCAGAGAGCUAGUGCUAUUGCCCGGCAGGCGGACAUCGUGGCAGCCCUGACCUUGGAAGUGCUCAAAGGCACCACCAAAGCCUUCGACACUGACAUCCAUGCUGUCCGCCCUCAUCGCGGGCAAAUCGAAGUGGCUUUUCGCUUUCGGUCACUCUUGGACUCUGAUCAUCACCCAUCCGAAAUAGCAGAAAGUCACCGGUUUUGUGAUCGUGUCCAAGAUGCAUACACCCUGCGCUGCUGUCCACAGGUCCACGGUGUGGUGAAUGAUACAAUAGCAUUCGUGAAGAACAUCAUUGCCACAGAAAUUAACAGUGCAACGGAUAAUCCUAUGGUCUUCGCUAGCAGAGGAGAGACCAUUUCCGGAGGAAACUUCCAUGGUGAAUACCCAGCUAAAGCCCUGGACUACCUGGCCAUCGGUGUGCAUGAACUUGCAGCAAUUAGUGAGAGAAGAAUCGAAAGACUCUGUAACCCAUCCCUCAGCGAGCUGCCUGCCUUCCUGGUAGCUGAAGGGGGUCUGAACUCUGGGUUCAUGAUCGCCCACUGCACGGCCGCAGCCCUCGUUUCUGAGAACAAAGCCCUGUGCCACCCUUCAUCUGUGGACUCCCUGUCCACCAGCGCUGCCACUGAGGACCACGUCUCUAUGGGAGGAUGGGCAGCGAGGAAGUCCCUCAGAGUCAUCGAGCAUGUGGAGCAAGUGCUGGCCAUUGAGCUCCUUGCAGCCUGUCAGGGCAUCGAGUUUCUACGUCCCCUGAAAACAACCACUCCACUAGAGAAGGUCUACGACCUGGUGCGCUCUGUUGUGAGGCCCUGGAUGAAAGAUCGCUUCAUGGCCCCAGACAUCGAGGCGGCUCACCGGCUGCUGUUGGAGGAGAAGGUUUGGGAAGUCGCAUCACCGUACAUCGAGAAAUACAGGUUGGAACAUAUUCCAGAAUCAAGACCCAUUUCACCUACGGCCUUUUCACUGGAAUUUCUACACAAGAAAUCCACCAAGCUUCCAGAGUCUGAUGACCUUUGACAGGUGUCGUCAUGAAUAAGAAGACCAGACAACAUUUCUGGCAACACUAGAUUCGGGGAGAGAACAGAGAACUUUCCUCUGUAGAUCAAUGUAUUCUAUGAUUCAGUUCGCUUAACGCCUACCUGGGGAACACAGCCAUGGUUGCUUUGGGAACCACUCUCAUGGUUCAAGACUUUCCGGGUAUUUUUUUUUCCCCCGAUUACAGGAGCUUCUUUCUUUCUUAAUAAUAUGGACAGGUUUCUGGCUCAUAAAGGUGAGAAGACCUGAGUAUUCUACUCUGAACAGUAGAUGGAUGCAGAUCUACACACCCAUGGGCAUCACUUUUUUCUCCGAACAUGAGACUUAGGAAUCGUACUUGUAUGUACUUUGACAAGCUCUCCACUAGAGAACUUUCUUUUGCUAAUGGUACAGUGACCUCCUAUGAGGGGGAUUACAAAAAGUAUGUGAGAAAAUAAAAGUAAAAGAUAAUAGAAAAUAAAAGUAAAAGAUAAUAAUAGAAAAGAUAAUAGAAAAAAAAGUAAAAGAUAAUAAUGUUGACGCCCUCUCCCCUGAGACAAAUGCCCUAAAUGCACUGUUCACAAAUGACCAUUUUUAAGCCAUUGCUUCCCUGUGAGUUGUUCUUUCUUCUGUUUAUUAAGUCAUAGUACCAAAAAGUCCAGGGGUUUUAAGCAAUUAGACCACAACUCAGCUCAGCUCAACUCAGCGCACUGCCGUCGAGUGACUGUCAACUCUGGUUAAAGCCAUCCAGAGGUGUCAUGUGGAAAGGAGUUAGAAGUCAAUAUAAAGAUUGUUAUUUGCAUGACCUCUGAACUGUGUAGUUCAUAUUUGUCAAAUACCAUCCUUCAUAUCAGAAAAAAAGGACUCAGAAAACUCACGGCCCUCUUAGUUGGUUCCAAUUCAAAGCAUGUGUUAGCACUUAAUAACGCGAAGUAAGACCACCUUCAUUUGACAGCUGAGAAAUUGGAUGCUCAAACGUUAAGCACCCUCUCCACCUGUAACAGUCAUCAUUAAGAUGAAGCCUGAAUGCGAAUGGUCAGGGGAGACCCUAGGAUGGGCUGCUCGAUUGUUUUCUUUCCCCCACGAAGAGCUCAGACCUAUGGGAAGGCUUAAGAGUAGCCGUGUAGGUGACGGAUGGGUCAGAGGCUUCUAGGCUUCCCAAGGCUUAGAUCAUGCCAGCACCGAAGGAAGUUGAACCCAUAGCUCUGCCAGCUGUAACCAAUCAAAAUGGGAUAGGCCCACUGGCCAGCGUGUGUCCCUAAACUGGGUCCAACAAUAGGUUUUACAGUCGCAUUUCCACUCAUUAGACUGGGAAGGUGAAACUUACCUGCAGGAAUUCAGUCCACAGAAAAAGUGCCGAGGGGCCUGUCGGCCUGGGAGUUGUUCUUAGCCAUCCUCUGCUGACCAGUGAAAGGAACUCUUUUCAUUGGUACCCUAAUCUGCCACCGAUCCAGCAGACACUCGCAGUCCAGUGGCUGCUCCUCACACCUGCUUGGAGGGUGCUGGGCUCCACCAGCCACUUUGGUCCUCUGUGGCCCCAUGACAUGCCCGCCAUCCCUGAAUGUGCCAUAUGGCUCUGUCAGAGACUGGCAUUGCCUUCAAGAAAUCUCAAGGCCGAAAUGGAAUAAACUAAGUCUCAAUUGUC